Messenger RNA from Conger conger (European conger), 3976 nucleotides. It is a transcript of the gene cln3, whose product is annotated as CLN3 lysosomal/endosomal transmembrane protein, battenin. The transcript has 15 exons. Gene Ontology annotation, biological process: lysosome organization; regulation of intracellular pH. NCBI's taxonomy places the organism in Eukaryota, Metazoa, Chordata, Actinopteri, Anguilliformes, Congridae. The record is from RefSeq and is a predicted model, not a curated record. Bases 432 to 1787 code for a protein of 451 amino acids. Gene Ontology annotation, cellular component: lysosome; membrane.
CCCCUGUUACCCUCUCCAGUACGCUCAAUAGAAGAAGCUCGAAGUGUUUCAGAACUGUUCACGGCUGGGUGAUACGCAAGAAAACGGGACAUUGAAUCAGAGACAGUUUAGCAAGUAUCUAAUUGAAAUGAAAUCAAUAACUGGAGCCGCGUUUCUCAGCUGAACAGUUUUUCGCUAAACUUCUCAUUCGUUAUCCGAUGCAAUGUCAUAGUACAGCUUGGUUAAUUAGCUAGCGUAGACGUAUGCUUAGACCUAUUUUACCAGUAGCAAGCUAGCUAAAAUGAAAUGAAAUAAACGAGCUAUUACAUUAUAUAAAUCAUAUACCGAGAUUUGACAGAUUCCCACGUAUAUUUAGCGAGGUUUAGAUAUAGCCUAGCCUACAUCGUUUCUAUAAAAUCACCAGAGUUCGUGUGUGUUUAUUUGUUUUUAUCAUGGAACAUACGGAAACCGACCGCGACUCAAUAGUGACUUCCAAUUCACGUGGUCGCGUCUCUUUCUGGAGAAAUAUAAGCGGUUUUUGGUUGCUUGGACUGUCAAACAACUUUGCCUAUGUAGUCAUGUUGAGUGCCGCCCAUGAUAUCCUGAAACAACAGGAGACGCGCAACACCACAACGAACACCCUAUCUGCAUCACUCAUUACUCCUGAGGGAAGGAAUAACAGCAACAGCAGUCGCUAUGACUGUAACCCAGUUUCUACUGCGGCUGUGCUCCUUGCGGACAUUCUCCCCACUCUCCUCAUAAAAUUGGCUGCACCUUUCUUCAUCCACAAGUGUCCUUAUGGGAUCCGCGUUUUGCUGUGUGUCGCUGCGGCAACUUCCAGUUUCCUGUUGGUGUCCUUCUCUUCCUCCGUGGGGAUGAGCAUUCUGGGAGUCAUCUUUGCCAGUUUUGGGGCUGGAUUUGGGGAGCUGUCAUUCCUCUCUCUCACAGUGUUUUUUGACAGGGCGGUGGUGGGGGCCUGGGGGUCUGGCACUGGUGGAGCAGGAGUGGCGGGGGCGUUGCUGUACUCUGUUCUCACACUCAAGCUGUCGCCCCGGGCCACGCUACUGGUUAUGCUGGUAGUCCCUGUCAUAAUGGCGGUCAGCUAUUUUAGCCUUCUGGAGUUCCCGUCCUCUUUUCCACAAUGGCAGAGCAGAAGAGGGGAGCGGCUGCUGCAUGACGCCAGCCCUCAGGAGAGACGGCCCCUGAUGACAGAGGACCCUGACAAAGCCGAGCAUGAGGAAGAUGAGGAGAAGGAGGAGAGUGCUCCUGGCCCAGGACCUCCCGCAGAUGCAGGGGAUCUGACUUGCAGGGACAGGCUUGUUGUUCUCAGAGGUCUGCUGAAGUUCAUUAUCCCUCUGAGUGUUGUGUACUUCGCCGAGUAUUUCAUCAACCAGGGCCUGUUGGAGCUGCUGUUUUUCCCAGGAUUUUACCUGUCCCAUGCAGAGCAGUAUCGCUGGUACCAGACUCUGUACCAGAUUGGAGUUUUCAUAUCACGAUCGUCUCUUUUCUGUAUGAAGAUUAGGAGGGUGUGGAUCCUCUCUGUACUGCAGUGUGUGAACGCUGCAUUGCUGUGCGUGGCUGUGUACGCUCAGUUCCUCCCCAGCGCAGCUGUCGUUUUUGCCAUAGUUGCUUAUGAGGGUUUGCUUGGCGGCGCAGCCUAUGUCAACACCUUCUAUUUCAUCAGCAAGGAAACCGGAAGCAGAGAGCGGGAGUUUGCCAUGUCAACCGCCAGUGUAGGAGACAGCUUUGGCAUCACUCUCUCCGGCCUGACCGCCAUCCCCCUGCACAACUACUUCUGCUCUCUGUGAGGGAGACCGAGACAGGGAGAUGCAUGAAACCUAACCCUAACCCACCCGCCCUUUACAAUGACUUCUGCUCUCUGUGAGGGAGGCCAACAGGGGAUUGGCGUUCCUUCCACAGGCUCUGCCUACUGUGCUCCAGUUAGAAUACAGUGCCUUUCAACACAGUGCACGUUCAUUGGACGUUAUGUCUUGCUUUUUCUCUGAAAGUUACAGGGGUUGAACAAAAUAAUCAAAAUAACACAAACAUCAACACCAUGAAAAAUGUCUUAAUACCAACUAGAUGACAAUUGUAAAGUCAGCUACACAGAUUAAUCACAUUGUUUUGAAUGCCUGUUAUCAGUUUGUACCUGCUCCCAAAGAGGUCUGACAAUUAGCAGUUUCAUGGGCAUUCUGACCACCACAUGUGUGGCUGAUUUCUGAAAUGCUUCCAAUCACCAAGUAAUUUUUAAUAUGGUGUCUUUUAUUUUGUCCAACCCUUGUACAUUCCUUUGUGGGAUUGCUGUUACCUUCCUGUCGAUAACUAUAAUUUAAUUCUGUUGAUGACAAUCAGCUGUGAAUGAAUUUGCACUAACAAUUGCUGGACUGUAUUUGCUUUUGUAUCUAAUGAUUUGAUAUCGUUUACAUUGGUUUACAUCGGUUGUAGGGUUUAUUGAUGUAAUGGUUGAUCUUGUCUUUUAUGUAGUUGUUUGCAUUGAAUUGUAUUCCCUGCGAGUGUACAAGUUUUACUUGAUUUUUAACAUAAAGACCAAAGAAGGAAUAGACGCACAGUAGGUCCAACAGGUUAGAAUAGACCUGUAAACAAACUGACUUAAGUAUAACUGACUCAGAGAUUGAAAGGAUUUAAGAAGUAUUGUAUUUUUAUUUCCACUAAAUACUAGUACUAGUAUCACUGGUUAUUAUUAUUGUAUUUAGGACAUGUUUUGGAGGAGAACCAUGAACGUCCUUUCUCUCCCAAUUGGGGAGAGGGACCACAAAACCUGGCUACAUUUGCAAAUAGCGAAUUAUACAUUUCAAAUUCGGGUGGGAUUUGGACAUGCACAGCGCCACUUUACAGCGUAUAAAGUUAAAGUACAUUUUUAAACAUUUUCUAAAGAAGUGUAAAGUCCUUUUUAAAAAAAAAUUAUUUUUAUUAUUAUGAUGAUUUGUUUUGCUUUUAUUCUGAUGGGAGAAAGCAGAGGUGCUGUGACUCGGGUGUUUCUGACGCAAUGAAAAGCUGUCACUAAUUUUAUUUUUAUCUUUUUACUUUGCCUUGUUUUAAGAUGAUUGUGAUAAAUUUCUGACCGAUUAAAUUGUAAUAUUCUGACAUGAAUGAAAGAUGUGCUUUGAUGUGUAAUGUUCACAGUCAUGGACAGAGAGGGCAUUAGUGACUGGCACCUCUAGCACUGCUGCUGGUAGCUGUCAAUCAAGUCUGCACUACUUACACCGUGUUUCUCUUGGAGCUAAACGUUCCCCCUCAUUGGGACUUCGAUCCCUGAUCUUUGCACAUUGUGAUGUUUAUAUAUUGCUGGACUUUAUAUAUUGGUGGCUUUAGAGUAAAUUGGGUUCGGGUUUACAGUGAAUUACUUGUGCAGGUUGAAUUUUCUACGCUUUACUGAGCUUGUCGGGUGUAUUGGAACCUAUUAAAUAUUCUUGAAAAGUGUAAAAUUCCGGUCCUCUUGAUUGGCUCAAUUGCACCAGGCAAGAUCGAUUGGAGCACUGAAAGCUAUUUAAAUCCAAAACAAUGACGUAUUUGACCCAGGUCUGAUUAGACUACUGAAGGCUAAGUUGAUGGCAUAUUCCAGAGACCGAUUGGUUUGGAAGGCAAGCUAGACUGAGUCCAUCUAUAAAUGGCCAAUAUAAUUGCCAAUGACGUCAGGAAAAGCUGUCCAGGUCACUUGUAAUGGUGUACUGGAUUCCUGGAAGCCCUGUAGGACUUUACAUUGGCUGAGAGAGGCAAAGAUGACGAUGAACACUGGAUCCAGCAGGACAGAGACAGCACAGCAGGGUGGAUUUAAGGUAGCUGUCUCCCUUUCCUCCAAAAUGGAAAAAAGGGCAGAGAGAGAGGGAAUGGGAUUGUAUCAUCAUUUCGUGAAAGAUUUUUCAGGUUUUUCUAUAAUGCUAUGGAGUGAACUGUGAAUUGGUGCUCCUUGUUUUUAUUUGUUUUAUUCCCUAUAGCUGACAAAAAAUAACUAAAUAAAAAUAUUCUUAUCACAAAA